AUGGCGUCCAAUCAACUCGCCCUCCCGCGCGGUUCCCUUAUCGUCGUCAGCGGCGCCAACGGCCUCAUCGGCAGCAAUAUCGUUGAUCAACUCCUGCUUGCAGGCUACCACGUCCGCGGAACCGUCCGGAGCCUCGACCGCACCAAGUGGAUGCUCUCUCACUUCGACGCCAAGUACGGCAAAGGCAAAUUCUCUCUCAUCGAAGUCCUCGACAUGGCCGCGCCGAGCGCCUAUACCGAGGCCGUCAAAGGCGCUGCCGGCCUCGUGCACGUCGCGACCCCCGUCUUUUCGACCGCCGACCCCAACGAGGGCAUCCAGCCUGUUGUAGACGGGACGAUCAAUGCUCUUGAAGCAGCGAGCAAUGAGGCGUCCAUCAAGCGCGUAGUGCUAACGUCCUCGUCGACCGCAGCCUCGAAUCCGCAGCCGAACAAGGUCGUCAACGUCGACACGAAUUCCUGGAAUGAGGAUGCCUUGAAAGCGGCAUGGGCGCCUCCGCCAUAUGAAGGGCAGCAGCGGGUUGUUGAAGUCUACGCAGCCAGUAAGAUGGAGGGCGAGAAGGCGGCGUGGGAGUUUAUGCGCGAGACGAAGCCGAGUUUCGUGCUCAAUGCUGUUCUGCCGAAUAUGAACUUUGGGAACAUUGUUUCGGUCGAGCACCAGGGAUAUCCGACGUCAGCUAGUUUGGUCAAGGCGCUGUGGGCUGGUGGCGAGGGGGCAGGCUUCUUGGUCGGGAUUGACCCGCAGUGGUUCGUCGAUGUGCAGGAUGAUGCCAGGCUGCAUGUUGCGGCGCUGAUUUACGAGGAUGUGAAGGCGGAGCGGUUGUUUGCGUUUGCGCAGCCGUUCAACUGGAACGAUAUCCUGGCAUUUUUCAGGAAGUUGUAUCCGGGGCGGAAGUUUCAUGCUGAUUUCCCAGAUCUGGGACGGGACUUGAGUAAGGUUGCGAAUGAGCGCGCCGAAGAGCUUCUGAAGCGGUUUGGGCAGCCUGGUUGGACGAGUCUAGAGGACUCGAUCAAGGCUCUUCUGUAGGGAGGCUGUGUAAGCGCACCUUAUUACGUACUCUUUCCAAUUACCGUUUUAGAAGCAGUUCCAGCC
This is a messenger RNA of Mytilinidion resinicola, 1089 nucleotides long. Its product is annotated as NAD(P)-binding protein. Gene Ontology annotation, molecular function: oxidoreductase activity, acting on the CH-OH group of donors, NAD or NADP as acceptor. The transcript is spliced from 2 exons. Bases 1 to 1023 code for a protein of 340 amino acids. Lineage: Eukaryota; Fungi; Ascomycota; Dothideomycetes; Mytilinidiales; Mytilinidiaceae. The record is from RefSeq and is a predicted model, not a curated record.